AUGCGAGACUCUUGGAAUUUGGUGACGAUCAUAGCGUUGAGCAGAUGCAGGAAAUUGCGAGUGAAUGCCACGACGAAAUUUGUGUUGUCACUGUGCGUGACCGAUUUGAUUUUCUGCGGAUUCAACCUGCCACUGACCGCUGUUCGGUACAUCAGAGAAGAAUGGAUUUUUGGCGAAACCCUGUGCACUUUGUUCCCGUUCUUCUUCUACAGCAACGUGUCCGCCAGCUUGUUGUGCAUGGUUGCCAUCACGGUAAAUAGGUACAUUUUAAUUUCUCGCCAGCACUUGUACGACAAGGUGUUCCGACCCCUGCACGUGUACCUCAUGGUGGCCAGCACGUGGCUCAUCAGCUUCGGCAUGAUGGCGCCGCCCUUGUUCGGCUGGUGGGGUCGACUCGGACUCGACCCCCCGACCUUUUCCUGCACCAUCCUCAAGAAAAACGGCAGGUCGCCCAAGAGCAUGUUGUUCAUCGUGGGCUUCCUCAUACCGUGUCUGGUCAUCGUCGCCUCGUACGGCAGCAUCUUGUAUCGUGUUCGCAAGAGCCACCACAACUCCAUGGGAUCCUCCAGUCGGAAACGGAAAUCGGAAGAAUGGCGGCUGACGAAGAUGAUGAUCGCAAUUUUCUGCGCAUUCCUGGGUUGCUUCCUUCCGCUAAUGAUCGUCAACGUCGCUGACGACCACGUGACAGUGCCCUGGAUUCACGUGAUCGCCUCAGUGCUGGCCUGGGGCUCGUCCGUCAUCAACCCGUUCAUCUACGCCUUCAGCAACCGACAGUACCGUAACGCGUUCCAAAAGCUGCUGUGUCCCCACUGGCCCGUCAUAUUGGGCGGUUCCGGCGGCGGCGGAGGCGGCUGUGGUGGCGGCGGUCCCGGCGCCACCAACAACCGCCCCUCGCACACCCCGUCUCAGUCCGGACGCACGCUCAUGACCGAGUGCAUAGGACAGCACCAGAUCCUGACGAUGGCACCGACGACGAAUUCCACGACACCGACGACGUCGAUAGUUGGGACGACGACACCGAGACUGAGUGCCGUCGCAUUGGCAGCGAGGUUGCCGUCGCCGGUGAGGGAAGACGACGAGAAUCAGAGGAGUAAGUCGACGGACGAGGAACGCGACGAUGACGACGACGACGACGACGAUGAGCGGGAUCCGGCGCCGGAAGUGGCGGUUGUUUUCAGUCCUGCCAACGGAACCGUUAAUUUCGUCCACCAAAAUAAUGUACAGUACUGUAUUCAUAGU
Molecule: messenger RNA, 1239 nt
Organism: Notodromas monacha
Lineage: Eukaryota; Metazoa; Arthropoda; Ostracoda; Podocopida; Cyprididae
Source: the annotation of a GenBank genome assembly